AUGUCGCGUCGGGGGAUGAUUUCUUGUGUGGUGCGCGGUAUGCCCAGGAGCCGAAGUUCCGACUUCUUUGGGCCGGUUAAUCGUGUGUAUCACCUUUUCUCUGUGUGCAAGGAAGGCGACCUCGUUCGCUUCUGCGAACUAACACCCCUGGAAUUUACAAUCAACGCUUCAUUGUUACGAACAAUUUUGGUCGUGUUCUAUUUGCCUGAUGCUCGAUCGGAUCCUUUCCUGUUUCUUGUGAACACUCAACGUUCCAUCGUCGAGCCCUGUCUUGGUUUGCGUAUCACCCAUGGCUCAAAAUAUUUCUCUCCGUUUUGUGGAUGGCACUCCACUGUAAUGGCGACAAUCUGUGGAGGCGGUUCUCUUCACACGUAUGUUGUGUGGUUAUCGCCUUUCAGUUUGGUGCCCACGUCAGCCCUAGGCCGUGUCAUGACUUACAGAUCAGGACGUGGAAUUCAAGAGAAGACGGACGUUUUAGAAUUCAGUUGCGAGUGUUCUAUGCUGAAAGAACGAUCGGCCACCUAUUUCAUUGCAGGAACGGGCCACGUCUCUGCUGCGUUGAACUCGAGCCCUGGUCCACCCCUUCCUGCGAUAACAAAUUCCUCGGCUUGGUUACUUCAGCCAAAGCCUUACUCCUCCCUCGCGAGUAGACAAAUAUAUGCCGCCAAUCCAAUGCUCGAUUAUUUUUGGUCAAGAUAUACAAAUCGUUCCAUCUUUCGUCUCAACAAGUGA
Molecule: messenger RNA, 732 nt
Organism: Guyanagaster necrorhizus
Lineage: Eukaryota; Fungi; Basidiomycota; Agaricomycetes; Agaricales; Physalacriaceae
Exons: 6
Coding region: 1-732 (243 amino acids)
Source: RefSeq, a predicted model, not a curated record